CAUGUCAGGGAUGAGGGUCUGGGCGCCAGUGUGCUGGGUGCACACACACUUGUUCCCACACCUGCCUCGAACCCGCCCACGCUCGUACAGAGCCCGCAGGUGGGUCCUGGCAUAGCCCAGUUCUGUGUGUCCUGGUCUCUGACAGAGCGGAGCUGGCCCCUCAGGCUGAUUAUGCGUUUGUUUCACCCCAAACCUCCUGCCUGCCCAUGCUGGACAUGUGGCUGAAAGCCCAGGCCCGGACACAGGAAGGAAGGACACGCAGGGGGAGGGGACGAGAGGAAAGGCCAGUCGGAAAGCUUGGUGUGGACACGGGCCGGACCGUGCUCUGUUCUCAUCCCCGUGAGCUGUGAAUGUGACCUGAUUAGGAAAAGGUCCUGCAGGUUCUGAGUUCCCGGGCCAGGAGCAGUGGCGCCCUUGGGGCAGCUGGACCGGCCUCACUGCGCCAUGUCCGCGGGCUGAGCGCCACCGCUGCCGGGCCUUGUCCCGCCUCGCGUGGGGGCCACGUGUCCCCAGGCCAAGGUCCCGGCGGCCCACCAUGGUGUUGCCGCCCCCGGACCGGCGCCACGUGUGCCUGACCACGCUGGUGAUCAUGGGCAGCAUGGCAGUCAUGGACGCCUACCUGGUGGAGCAGAACCAGGGCCCGCGGAAGAUCGGUGUGUGCAUCAUCGUGCUGGUGGGCGACGUGUGCUUCCUGCUGGUGCUGCGCUAUGUGGCCGUGUGGGUGGGCGCCGAGGUGCGAACGGCCAAGCGCGGCUACGCCAUGAUCCUCUGGUUCCUCUACAUCUUCGUGCUGGAGAUCAAGCUCUACUUCAUCUUCCAGAACUACAAGGCUGCCCGGCGGGGUGCGACCGACCCGGUGGCGCGCAAGGCGCUGACGCUGCUGCUGUCGGUGUGCGUGCCGGGCCUCUUCCUGCUGCUGGUAGCGCUCGACCGCAUGGAGUACGUGCGCACCUUCCGCAAGCGGGAGGACCUGCGAGGCCGCCUCUUCUGGGUGGCGCUGGACCUGCUGGACCUGCUGGACAUGCAGGCCAACCUGUGGGAGCCGCCGCGCACGGGACUGCCGCUGUGGGCUGAGGGCCUCACCUUCUUCUACUGCUACAUGCUGCUGCUGGUGCUGCCGUGUGUGGCGCUCAGCGAGGUCAGCAUGCAGGGCGAGCACAUCGCGCCACAGAAGAUGAUGCUCUACCCGGUGCUCAGCCUCGCCACCGUCAACGUGGUGGCGGUGCUGGCGCGUGCCGCCAACAUGGCGCUCUUCCGGGACAGCCGCGUCUCGGCCAUCUUCGUCGGCAAGAACGUGGUGGCGCUUGCCACCAAGGCCUGCACCUUCCUCGAGUACCGUCGCCAGGUGCGCGACUUCCCGCCGCCUGCGCUCGCCCUGGAGCUGCAGCCGCCGCCCUCGCAGCGCAACUCGGUGCCACCACCGCCGCCACUGCAUGGCCCACCUGGCCGCCCCCAUGGGCCCUCGCCCACUCGUGAUGCUCUGGACACGUGACAGGGCCCACAUGGCCCCAGGACGCCUGCGGGCACAGACGCUGGCUGGUGGGGCGUGCAGUGCGUGUGGGAUGGGGUGGAGGCGGGCUCCCCCGGGCUGGCGGCGGGUGCCCGAGGGUCAGGUCUGCAGCUGCUUCUCAUCUCAGGGACCCACUUGGACCACUGAUCUCAGCCCGGCUCCCCCACCCGCCCCAGAGCAGGGCAGUGUAUGCGCGUGGAAAGGCCCUCCGAGACAUCCUGGGUGGGAAGGAAGGACAGAGGGGGGUGAGGUCUGGUCCUUUGGGGUCCCUCAGUGCGGGCCUCUGGCUCAGAGUUUGGGGCUGAGCAGGCCUCUGUCAUUUUA
Molecule: messenger RNA, 1834 nt
Organism: Artibeus jamaicensis (Jamaican fruit-eating bat)
Lineage: Eukaryota; Metazoa; Chordata; Mammalia; Chiroptera; Phyllostomidae
Gene: TMEM121
Product: transmembrane protein 121
Exons: 2
Coding region: 536-1492 (318 amino acids)
Source: RefSeq, a predicted model, not a curated record